Messenger RNA from Penaeus vannamei (Pacific white shrimp), 2226 nucleotides. Its product is annotated as thioredoxin-related transmembrane protein 2 homolog. The record is from RefSeq and is a predicted model, not a curated record. Gene Ontology annotation, molecular function: disulfide oxidoreductase activity. Lineage: Eukaryota; Metazoa; Arthropoda; Malacostraca; Decapoda; Penaeidae. Gene Ontology annotation, cellular component: membrane-bounded organelle.
AAAACAUUAGUCGUCUGUCGUCUGUAGCGAACAGCAGACACACGCAAGACAGACGGAUAAAGCAGGGAGCCAGUGACACUUGCCAAACUUCGAGGCUCGAUUUUUUGGAUUCGUCUAAGACCCAGACAGUCUCAGGUCUUCACCAUGGCGGCUUUCGACGACAUAAAACAGCUGGCUCACCCCUAUCAUCUGUUAAAUCUGAUAAUGAGCUUGAGUUUCUUGACGGCCAAAUAUACGCCGGUUUUGUGUGAAAUCCUCUUUCCUGAAGGCGAUUGUGGGGAGCUCACUAUGUGGGAGUCUGAAGUGAUGUUCUUCAUGAUUGUCAUCAUUGCCUUCAGGACCCGCAAGAGUGGGAGCAGGACCAUGCUUGCAUAUGUCUCUGUCGCUUCCACGUAUGCUAAGCUCUGUAACGUUCUCCUGUGGUUCAGUGCUGAUCCUGUUUAUGGCAUUCUGUACCUUGUGUUUGCCAUCACUCAUUUCCUUCUGGUUGGAGAACCUGUAUAUCAGGGCCCGGAGAACCUGACUUACUUCCAAGGCAAGGAGUUGGACGAGGAACUGCAGAGAGACAAGAAUACAGUGUGGCUUAUCACCUUCUACACCGCAUGGAGCCCAGCUUGCUCAAGCCUGGCUCCCAUCUUUGCAAAGCUCUCGGCCCAGUAUGCCCUUGACAACCUGAAAUUUGGCAAGAUUGAUGUAGGGCGAUAUCCUGAUGCAGCAAAGAAAUACCACAUCAACGAUUCAGCGUUUUCGCUUCAGCUUCCAACAAUCUCAGUCUUUAAGAAGGGCGCUGAAGUUGAAAGGCGACCUUGCUUGGAUGCCAAUGCCAAGUUCCAGAAAUUUUACUUCACAGAGGAUAACAUCAAGGCUUCCUUUGAUCUGAACAAUAUGUACCUCCAAUGUAAGAAAGAUCUUGAGGCCAAGAAGGGGAAAAAGGAAGCUCAUGUUAAAGCAGAGUAAAACAAAAAGGCAAUAUGUGAUAAGUCUGACAAAGUUGUACACCCAUUUACCUGAUUUUUUUUAUAUAAGGUAAUGAAUCUUGCUUAUGUUGUAGUAUAAAGUUCAUUUGUGAGGUCCUUUGCACCUUUGAAUAAGUAAAGUCACAAAAAAGCUUAGUUCACACAUUUAUUCUUAGAGAUAUAUUAUCAUUUUAUUGGUCAUCAUACAAUAUUUAAAUACUUUUAUUGUUGUACCCAAUCUCUCUUUAUUCUUGUUUUAUUACAGAUAUUGUAGUUUUCAUAUAGCAAACUUUAUGUAAUGAUGGUAACAAUCAGAUUAUAUAUAUAUUUAUUAUUCACUGAUUUACGACUUACAGAGCAAUCAGUGAAUUCUCUAAAUAUUUGAGAAAAGCAAAUAACUUAUUGUGAAUUAUCUUUCCCACAUAAAGUAAGUUAUUGCUGACUGAAAAAAAGGCAAAGUCCUUGAAAUAUAUGUGCAGUUGUUGUUAGUUUUCCAUAUUGUCCCAUUAUAUUCAAGGAUACCAAAGUUCAGUGUUUGAAGUUACAUAUCCUAUAAUGUUAUGUUCAUUGUGUCAGAGUAUUGCAUGAACCAAGAGCUCUUGAAAGGUUGUAUGACUGAAAUUCCACUUGUACAAAGUUGUUCUCAUCUAAAUCAUUGUUGUGAAGGGAGUGUGCAUUGAGUAUCAUGUGACUUUAGUUGUAAUUCAUUCUCAUGCUCAAAUAUUUGAAAAUUCAGAAUAAUAGUUUAUGUAACCUGUAUUAUGAUGGCUAUUUUUAUGUUUUUAAUAUAGUCAAUGCCUGUUCAUCACAUACUAGUUUUUUGUCUAAUUUACUGUGUGAUAAAAUAGUCAUUUAAUAUAUACUGGUUAACUAACUGUAAACUCGAGGUGUACUGUACCAUCUGAUGUCCAAAAAGCAUAUCUUACUACUGGUUAUUUUAUUAAUUAUGCUUGUAAAGUGCACGCAGAGCUUUGUCGUGAUAUGGCAAGGUAUGCCAUUACUAUUCACAAUUUUGUCCAGCAUGUAGCUUGGUAAUCAAAAACCAUGAGUAUGAUGUAUAUAAAUUUCGAAAAAGACAAGCUACGUGCCUUCAUCAGCACAGCUCCAAUUUUUGUUACAAGUUGUAUAUAAGAUUUAUCAAGAUGAUUUGCCAUGUUUGUGAUAAUUUGCAGAUAUGGUUAAUUUAUCUCAUAAGCUUUUGUAAUAAAGAUUAUUUGUGCCAUUUUCCUUUUAAUCCAUACAUGGGUAAAUUGAAAAAUAUUCAUCUUUG